This is a messenger RNA of Protobothrops mucrosquamatus (brown spotted pit viper), 935 nucleotides long. Its product is annotated as putative methyltransferase NSUN7. Lineage: Eukaryota; Metazoa; Chordata; Lepidosauria; Squamata; Viperidae. The transcript has 5 exons. The record is from RefSeq and is a predicted model, not a curated record. Gene Ontology annotation, molecular function: methyltransferase activity. The annotation marks the transcript as partial.
ACAUCGAGCUGCUCCACGAGGACUUUGCCAACGUUGAGCCCGCUUGCGCCAAGCUGCAGAAAGUGAAAGUGGUCCUGCUCCUGCCUCGCUGUUCCGGCCUGGGGGUCAGCAAUCCCAUCGAAUUUAUUUUGGAGGAGCACGAAGAUGCAGAGUUACUCAGAGACCUCUCUCAAGGGUCGGUCGCUGAAGACAAACUAAGCACCCUUGCUCAACAGCAGCUGAAAGAGCUGACCCACGCGAUGCAGUUUGCUAAAGUACAAGCUCUGGUCUACUGCACCUGCUCGGUGUACCCGGAGGAAAACGAAGCAGUGGUGAACAAAGCCUUGGCAUCUGGAGCGGAAGGAGCGAAGGCCCAGCCGUACAAGCUUUGCCCGCCAGUUCUUCCUUUGUGUUCUAAAUUGGAAGUCAACACCUCUGAACAGAACUUCUUUCAUCUGGAGCCCUCCGAUAUUUCAAACAGCUGCUUUAUUGCCGUCUUAAGCCGAGAGCGAGAUCCAUCCGAAUCCGUGUCGGUGAAAGACGUUUUGGCCCGCGCCGCAGCCAAAGGCCUGCUGGACGGGAUCGAUCUGGCAAAGCCGUCCAAGAGAGAAGAGAAGAAGAAGAAGAAGCACAGGGCCGCCCAGUCCAAGAAUCCGAUCAAAGAGGCCGUCAUGCAGUCUCGGAUUCAGGAGUUCCUGGAACGAGAGAUGAAAUCUGGAACGACGGAGACCGGCUCUGCCGUGCCGAGCGUGGCUGCCAGUAACUCGCAGCUGAUGGGCCAAACCAACGAGCCCGUCGCCUUGAAGAAAGCCAAUAACCCUCUUUCCAAUUCAUCUCUGCCCGCGAUGGCGAAGAAUAACCUCACCUCCGCCACCUCCACCCUGCAAAGAGUGUUGGAGAAACAGCGCAACGCCGCCAAGUCCAAGAACGACGAUCGCGUCAUGAUUUUGAAGCCG